Molecule: messenger RNA, 2380 nt
Organism: Eucalyptus grandis
Lineage: Eukaryota; Viridiplantae; Streptophyta; Magnoliopsida; Myrtales; Myrtaceae
Exons: 9
Coding region: 162-1922 (586 amino acids)
Source: RefSeq, a predicted model, not a curated record
CCCCCGAGUCACCGACUCAGUCCCCCAACUCGGUCGCUCCCGGCCGGUUCCCUUCCGUCUCCGGUGACGCCGAGUCGAGCUCGGUCGCCCGCCCGCCCGCCCACGGCGACGCCGGGUCCCUCCUAUGUUAGUGUAUUUGAGUUGCAUGUGGUGGAUUUUCCAUGGAAACAGUGGCCGGAGCUGAAGGGGUUGAUGAAACCCUGUUCGAGGAUCGUGGGGUUGGGAAGACCUCCCCCUCAACUUCACCCACGAAGCACGUUUCAGACCCAGUUGUCUAUAAGCUCGUCCGGGUGGAAGGUGAUGGGACACUAGUGCCUGCAACAGAUGAUGAAUUCAUGGAGGUUGUGGAUCUGAUCAACGAUAACCCCAAUAAAAUGCAUAUUGUUGAAGAGCCUGGGCAGGCCGUGGGAAUUUCCAUGGAGGAUUCUUCCUCUGGCAAAUCUCUGUCGGAGCUAUCAGGUUUUUCCAAGUUUGAGGAUGUGUAUGCUGAUGCAGAGAAUUUGGAAUCAUCAAUUCAGGAAACUGCUGCUCCUGUAGCUCCAAGUUCGGACAUGGAUCAGAUGAAACAAUCUUUAGAUGCUGCAGAAUGCUCAAAAUCUCCUGAUCAAAUAAGAGAAAGUGAGUCGUCAUGUGCUGCUACCAGCUUGCUGCCUGAUUUUUCGAAAUUAAAGGGAGAAAUCUGCCUAGAUAAUCUAUCUAUCAGAGAACUACAUGAUACUUUUAGAGCUACCUUUGGGCGAGUGACUACUGCCAAAGACAAGACGUGGCUAAAAAGAAGAAUUGCCAUGGGAUUGACCAACUCUUGUGAUGUUCCAAGUACAAGUUUUGUCAUAAAAGAGAACCAAAUUCUGAAACUUGGCGAAGAAGAGAACUCCAACAAUGUUAAUUGUGCUGUCGAGACUGAUCAGGAUGUUGUGGCAAUAAAUGACCAACACACAGACUCGGACAAUUCUCAGAAAAAGCAGUUGGAAGAUUGUCAAAUAAUUUCUGGUAAGAGAUUAAGAAACUAUGGGCCUAUUGAGGAUUCUCAGCCAGAAGUUCUAAGUCGUGAGCAGAAAUCUGUCAAGAGAUUACGGAAGCCUACAAGGAGGUAUAUUGAAGAAGUUUCUGAAGUUGAACAUCAUGAGCCUACUGGGAGGUCGGUAAUUCCAGCUAAAAGCUGUGGAUGGGAUUCUCCAAAAUCUGGUGAUAGACCUGCCAAAAAUGUCUCUCCUGAUAGGAGAACUUAUGUCACAAGGCUGGAUUCUGUUGCCGGUCUACGGGUCCCAUGCAUUUCUCGGAUCAGAAGAAGCCGUCCCCGUAAAGAUAUUAUGGCUCUCGUGGGACUUUAUCAUAGUAGUGGGGGCAUGUCUGGGAAAUUGGUGAGCAAGACCUCUCGAACGAGUUCUGAUCCUAAAAAGAUACAGCACCAAGGUAUUGAGUUGGUGGAGAAGGAUAACCAAUGCAUGACCAUUGAGAGAGUUGAGCCUGAGCAGAAUCUAGAGGCGAAGCACGGAGAUUCAUCGGGUGAUGCAUCGAAAGACAAUAUAGUUACUGUGCCAACAGCAAAAGGUGGAAUAAGAAGGAAACAUCAUCGAGCUUGGACUAUUGCAGAAGUGAUGAGACUAGUAGAAGGCGUUUCAAGGUAUGGAGCUGGGAGAUGGUCUGAGAUCAAACGGCUUGCUUUUGCAUCCUAUUCAUACCGCACCUCUGUAGAUCUUAAGGACAAAUGGAGAAACUUGCUGAAGGCUAGCUUUGCACCAGCACCUACAGAUAAAGGGAUGAAUCCAAGGAAGCACGUGUCAGCACCGAUUCCAGCUGCGAUCUUGUUGCGGGUCAGAGAACUAGCCGAGCUGCAUGCUCAGGCUUCACCAAAUCUGAGCACGAGCAAAUUAGUGGGUUGUGGUGGAAGUGUAAAUGGGACCAGAUCAGGUUACUUGUAGCUGUAAAUAAGCAGAUUUAGUUUGUCUAACUUUGAAUAAAAACCACGCCCCAAAGUAACCGAAGUUCUCAGACUUUGAGCCGGCGCACUCAGAUGGAUCACCAGAUGUAAGUAUGUAACUGUUGGUCUCUCCUGAUUUAGAUGAGCAAUCAAGCUUCAGCCGGUGGGUCAAACGUCGAGUUUGACGUGGGGUUUCGUCGGCUGUUAAGGUAUCGACGCAUGUGAUCAUAGGAACAUUUCAGCUGCGGAGCUACAUAAGCAUGUAAAUCUGUAUUCUGUAUGAAGAUGGGAGCCAAAAUACUAGGGCUAGGCUUGAGAGACUUGAGACCUAGGCUUUUACCUUUUAUUUUGUUGUGGCCUAGUAUGGCAUUAGCUAAUAGUCUCUGACUGUUAUGGUCACUUCUCUUCUCGGCGACCCAAAUUAACGAGCUUAAUUCUGCAAGAGCGUCCUUGAUGAUC